AUGACUACCUCCCGCAAUAUACUGCGUCCCGGGCAAAACCGCGGACGCAUUGCAAAGGCCUACUUGGCCCACCAAUCCAUGUUCAACCCGCAAUCACACCACUUACGUCGUCCCGUGACGCGCAACCACACGAUUCCUAAACUGCCCAGUGAGUACUUUCCCUCGCUCCUCCUCGGGGCCCACCUCCCCUCCGCAAUAAAAAACGUUAACGCAACACUAACAUCAAUGCUGGAAUCCUGGCACGACUGCGCUGUCCGCGAAGACUACGGCCAGGGCCUGAUAUACCAGCUCGAAGACACGCUAUGGUGGGCCGCCCAAGUCACGGCUGUGCUGCGCGUGGAGCUUCACAAUAUACGCGAUGCCUUACCUUGGGAUUGGGGUGCGUUUUGCAUAGUGCACGCGCAGUUCUACGGUGAGUGGAUGGAAAACGGGGUGAUAGGUCGGAACGAUUUGGUUAUUGUGAGGACGAUGGAGAGGGCGGCUAAGUACUUGGGUUUCGGGCUUGAUGCUGAGCGAAAGGAUGAGGCGUUUGAGUGGUUGCUGGAUGUGUUUGAGCAGGAUGAGGUGAGUAGGCUGGGGGUUGUGGAAGUGCAGGCGGAUGGCGAUGUGGUUAUGAGUGGGGUGGAAGAGGAGGAGCAUGUGGAGUGCGAUGCGACGUGCUCAUCUACUCCCAACGAGAAGCAGUUGAGCUUCAGCAGCGGUACUGGGAGCUUAACAUGGUUUGUUGAUUUCUCUCCAGCGGCGGCCGUGAGUGCGUGGAGCAUUCUAUGUGGACCUCAAACUGCGCCUACUCUCAGCCGCUUCGUGCUACAGCCGACCGAGGCGUUCGAUGGACUUUGGGGUAGCGGAGCACCUGGAAACAGCAUGUCGGUGUCUAGCACACCAGCGAGCACUAUAUCGAGCGGGAAAGGGAUGGCCGAAGUACUUCCCACUGGAUUCCAAAGUCACUCUGCUGCAUUAAGGCCAGACCCCCCGGUGCCAAAGCAGUAUACCCCUCGAGCUCCAGCACAACCAGGCGUCGUACCAAAGCCCUCAUUCCGGUUUUCCGGCCUGCGGAUUUGA
Exserohilum turcica Et28A is the source of this 1062-nucleotide messenger RNA. RefSeq lists its product as uncharacterized. The transcript has 2 exons. The record is from RefSeq and is a predicted model, not a curated record. Lineage: Eukaryota; Fungi; Ascomycota; Dothideomycetes; Pleosporales; Pleosporaceae. The coding region runs from base 1 to 1062 and encodes 353 amino acids.